Neltuma alba is the source of this 1888-nucleotide messenger RNA. Its product is annotated as ras GTPase-activating protein-binding protein 2. The transcript has 9 exons. Gene Ontology annotation, cellular component: cytosol; ribonucleoprotein complex. Gene Ontology annotation, molecular function: mRNA binding. The record is from RefSeq and is a predicted model, not a curated record. Bases 167 to 1549 code for a protein of 460 amino acids. Lineage: Eukaryota; Viridiplantae; Streptophyta; Magnoliopsida; Fabales; Fabaceae.
ACAGAAAAGGAAAGCGGAGUCUUCUUUUGUGAUCUCCGAGCACGAAAGCUUCCGAAUCUUUCCUGUGUCUCUCACUUCCUUCGCGUUUUUUAAGCCUCUGUUGUUCCCUUUCACUUGCAGAGUUCAGAUCUCUUUUCUCUCGUCGCUUUAAAUCGUUUCCAAGCAGAUGGCAAUGCAGGAAGCCACCCCUGCCUCUCCCCCUAGUGCUGAAGUAGUUGGCAAUGCCUUUGUGGAGCAAUAUUAUCAUAUUCUGCAUCAAUCCCCAAACUUGGUGCACAGGUUUUAUCAGGAUUCAAGUUUCUUAAGUCGAACAGAUGGCAAUGGAGUGAUGUCAACAGUGACAACUAUGCAAGCAAUAAAUGAAAAAAUUCUGUCCCUUAACUAUGAAGACUACACAGCAGAAAUAAAAACUGCAGAUGCUCAGGAGUCAUAUGAUAAGGGCGUGAUAGUUUUAGUUACUGGGUGCUUAACUGGAAAGGAUGGUGUGACAAGGAAGUUCACGCAGACAUUCUUUCUAGCUCCACAGGACAAAGGCUAUUACGUCUUAAAUGAUGUAUUUAGGUAUAUUGAGGAUAAAGACACAUUGCAAUCAAAUCCUGUCUCAGAAACCAUCAACGAAAACACUGAGAAAGUUCCUGUGCCAGAAGCAGAGGUUGUAUAUGCUCCUGAACAACAUGUGGCAGACCCUGCACCUUCUGUAGAGGUGGAAUGCAUUCAUAAUGGCGCUGAAGUUGAUGAACCUUUGGACAAUGAGGGGGAAGGAUCAGUUAUUGAUGAAGAGGUUGUUGAACCCUCUACUGAACUGAAUCAAAGCAAUAUUGUUGCAAGUGUUGAUUCAACUCCAGCAGCCCAGGAUGAUGCACCAAGAAAAUCUUAUGCAUCAAUUGUGAAGGUAAUGAAAAGUCAUGCAGCACCUGGUCCUGUCUAUGUUCCAAGCCGAACUGUAAGAGCGGCAUCUGCAAAACCAAGUCAGCAAUGGCCUGCUGCCGCCAAACCUACUCCUGGACCUGAGGCACCAGCUCCUAAUAAUGAUAGUGCUCCUGAAAGUGGUUAUGUUCAUGAAGAAGCUGAAGGUCACUCGAUAUAUGUACGGAAUUUGCCAUUUAAUGCAACAGUUGAACAACUUGAGGAGGUGUUUAAGAAAUUUGGACCUAUUAAGCAUGAUGGAAUUCAAGUUAGAAGUAGCAAGCAGGGGUUCUGUUUUGGAUUUGUUGAAUUUGAAGAAUUGAGUUCCAUGCAGAGUGCACUUGAGGCGGCCCAUGUGACCAUUGGUGGUCGGCAAGCUGCUAUUGAGGAAAAAAGAACGACUACACGAGUCAGCGGUAGCAGUGGGAGAGGAAGGUAUCCUUCAGGAAGAGGUAGCUUCAGAAAUGAGAGCUUUAGGGGCCGAGGGAAAUUCAGCAGUGGCCGAGGUUAUGGAAGAGGUGAAUUCAGAAACCAGGGAGAGUUUUCUGGGCGGCCUAAGGGUUCAGCUGGACAGAAAGGAGACAGUUCUUUAGGCCAAAAUGGAAGUGGACGAGGCAGCCGGCAAGGCGGGGGAAGGGCAUAGUUCUCAACCAUCAACCUAAGCACGAUCAUUGGUGAAGAGAAACUAGUUGAUGGGUUUUUUUUUUUUUUUUCCUCCCUCUUUUACUUUUUGUGGUUAGCAGGAAAGCAAGCAAAAGACCACAACAUUUUUCCCUUGUUGAGGAAAGGGGACAAUAAUUUACCCUGUGGUUAAAUAGGCGGAAGUUGAGGGUUCAGAUUUGCAUGUUGCAAUCAUUCAACGGUAUAUUAGUCAUAAAUUUAUAAUUAGGAGGCUUACUCGGCCCAUACACGAGUGUUUUGGCAGACUCAUGUUUUUUUUUUGCUAUUUUCAAAAUGAAUAUUCUCUCUCUCUCUCUCUCUC